AAGAUGACAAAUAGUAUAGUAAGUGAAAACAUGUUUCUUUUUUCAGUAACCCUCGUUUUGACUCUUCAGUUUUCCUUUUUAUCUGGCGCCCCAUCUGCCACAGAAUGCGAGAUUGAUCCAUUUUCUGCGAAUGCUCCACUGCUAAUCGAAAACGGAAAAUCAUCCAUCAUUUAUCCACAAUACGGCGAGAGAACUAUCAGAAUUCAAGCAGGACAUGUGGUGGAACUGUCCUGCCCACAACGUGAAGUACUCACCAACGGAAAGUCAUCUGGCUCAAUUGUUGUCGCAACUUGCGUGUCAGGUGGGAGAUUCAAGAUGAAUGGCCAGACUUUCAACUGGGAAAAAAUCGUCUGCAGCGGGGUUCCCGUAUCUACCAGCAGGAUUACCAAUGGUAAAUGCGGCAAAAAUGGUCAGUCAGCAGAGAUUGGGUUCAAUUUGGACAACAGCCGUUUUCUGACAACCAUGGAAAUUUGUUUUGAUACCGUGAAGCAGAUCGCACUAUAUUCCCAUUUCGAAAUGAGCUCCACCAUUUCUAUCAGUUCCAGUGAUACUCCCAGGCCACAGUUCCAUGAAGACAGCGGUUUCUAUCAUUUGAAUGGCGAGAAGGUAAACAACCUCUACGUGAGGAAAGGUCAGCGUAAAACUAUCAACGGGCUCUUGGGACUUUCUACGGAUUCUGUGAAGUAUAUUCAAAACGGAGUUCUGUACUUGGCAAGAGGUCAUUUGACCGCCAGAGCAGAUUUCGUAUACGCAGCUGAGGAAAACUCCACAUUCAAGUACAUCAACGCAGCUCCUCAGUGGCAGAGCAUCAACGCAGCCAACUGGAAACAGGUGGAGAUGGAUACAAGAAACUAUGCCAAUGCCCACAAGGUGGGUUUACAGGUCUGGACGGGUACUUACGGGGUGGCGUCGCUACCCCACGAGAAGACAGGAAAAGACAUAGAGCUAUAUCUGUACGCCAACUCUGACUACAGUGCCAUUCCUGUACCAGCGUUAUACUGGAAAAUUGUGUACAAUCCGGUCAACAAGAGAGGAAUUGUGCUGAUAGGGGUCAACAAUCCGUUCUUGAAGGAGGAACAAAUGAAAAAGUAUAUCAUUUGUAGAGAUGUUUCAGAUUCAGUGAGUUGGCUCAAGUGGAAAAAAAGUAAUAUAGCCCAUGGGUACUCUUACGCUUGUACGGUACCUGAUUUUAGGAAAGUUGUUACCUACGCUCCAAGUCUAACAGUUUCUGGCUUGCUAGACACAGGGAAAAACGAUCAGUACCUUUCUAAAAUGUUGUUUGUUACAUUAUUUUUGUUGUUCGUUCAGUUCUUGCUGGUAUCCAAUGUUAAUGCAACAGGCUGCGAGGUUGAUCCAUUCGCCCUCGAUACCCCGCUGCUGAUCACCAACGGAAAAUCAUCUAUAAUUUAUCCAAAAUACAACGAAAGAACUGUCAAAUUCGAACCUGGAGAGACAGUAGAAUUCUCCUGCGCUCAGCGAUUCGUUGUUCUAGAUGGAAACCAAACAGACCCCAUCGUCACAGCAACUUGCAUCUCAGGUGAAACAUUCAGCAUCUUCGGAGAGGUCUACUCCUGGAGCCGCAUCUCCUGCAACUACCACCCUCUGCCUGUGGGCAGGUUCACCAACGGCAACUGCAGCAGCUUAGGGAGGAAUGCGGAGAUAGGAUUCGUCUUGGAUGAUCACCGCUUUCUGCGGACCAUGAAGAUUUGCUUCGACACUACGAAUCAAGCUCCGCUAUAUUCCCAGUUCGAGCUCAGCAGUACGAUCGCUGUGAACGCUGAAGGCAUUCCAAGACCCUCCUUUCACGUGGAUGAUGGAUUCUACAGAAUCUACGACGGAUCACUCAAACACUUGUAUGUGAGAGAGGCCGAGCAGAGUACCGUCAACAAGCUACUGGGACUGAGCGAGAAUUCUCAGAAAUAUAUCCACAAUGGAGAUCUGUUUUUCCUUUCCAAGGGUCAUCUAUCGGCUAACGGGGACUUUGUGUACGCUGCGCAGAAAAACUCCACGUUCAGGUACAUCAACACAGCUCCUCAGUGGCAGUCAAUAAACGGUUUCAACUGGAACCAGGUUGAAACUGACACCAGACAUUAUGCCACUAUGCACAAUGUUACUCUACGCGUCUGGACUGGGACUUACGGGGUAACCACACUGCCUCACGAAACUACUGGUGAAGAAACUGAGCUCUAUUUGUAUGUACAUUCUGGACAUCGUGGUCUUCCUUUACCAGCGAUAUUUUGGAAGUUGGUCUACGACCCACUGAAGAAGAAAGGAGUCGUUUUAGUAACAGUUAAUAAUCCUCACUUGAAUCAAGAUGGGGUUAAGAAAUAUGUUGUCUGUAAGGAUAUUUCGCGGUCAGUAACUUGGCUUAAGUGGGAUAAAGACAAUAUUGCUCAUGGGUACUCUUAUGCAUGUUCAGUACAAGAUUUUAGAAACGUAGUUAGUUAUGUGCCAAAACUUGAUGUGUCGGGAUUAUUGAUUUGGUACAUCAACACAGCUCCUCAGUGGCAGUCAAUAAACGGUUUCAACUGGAACCAGGUUGAAACUGACACUAGACAUUAUGCCACUAUGCACAAUGUUACUCUACGCGUCUGGACUGGGACUUACGGGGUAACCACACUGCCUCACGAAACUACUGGUGAAGAAACUGAGCUCUAUUUGUAUGUACAUUCUGGACAUCGUGGUCUUCCUUUACCAGCGAUAUUUUGGAAGUUGGUCUACGACCCACUGAAGAAGAAAGGAGUCGUUUUAGUAACAGUUAAUAAUCCUCACUUGAAUCAAGAUGGGGUUAAGAAAUAUGUUGUCUGUAAGGAUAUUUCGCGGUCAGUAACUUGGCUUAAGUGGGAUAAAGACAAUAUUGCUCAUGGGUACUCUUAUGCAUGUUCAGUACAAGAUUUUAGAAACGUAGUUAGUUAUGUGCCAAAACUUGAUGUGACGGGAUUAUUGAUUUGAUUGUGAACCAUUGAAGGAACAAUAAUAAGUUUUUCAAGUCGUCAAAACACUUUGGAUAUACUUCUAUUUGAAUCGUUUGGGUUCCAUAUACGACCUAGACGGUCAUGAUCGAUGACACCGCAAGCCCAAAAUUCACGCCAAUUAAUU
Molecule: messenger RNA, 3099 nt
Organism: Leptinotarsa decemlineata (Colorado potato beetle)
Lineage: Eukaryota; Metazoa; Arthropoda; Insecta; Coleoptera; Chrysomelidae
Biological process (GO): apoptotic DNA fragmentation
Cellular component (GO): mitochondrial inner membrane; nucleus
Molecular function (GO): nucleic acid binding; single-stranded DNA endonuclease activity; metal ion binding
Source: RefSeq, a predicted model, not a curated record